Oppiella nova is the source of this 1622-nucleotide messenger RNA. The record is from the annotation of a GenBank genome assembly. NCBI's taxonomy places the organism in Eukaryota, Metazoa, Arthropoda, Arachnida, Sarcoptiformes, Oppiidae.
CUUGUGAUCUUAGAGUCCACCAGUUAUUCAUAAUAAUGACUCACUUGUUAUGUUUUGUGUUAAGGGUUUUAUUUUGAUAAAUUAUUAAUUGUCAUUUUCUAAAGUGUUUUUACUAAUAACCGCACAAUUAAUAUCUCAUAUCAUAUAUGGGUUGUGGCAGCAGUUCUACAGCUAUUCAUCAUAAGAGUGAAAGUCAUGUUCGGAGUCGACAUACCGCUAGAAAUCAUAACCGAAAGCCCAUAGAGAUAAAUGAGGAGGCGUUGAAUGAAUACUUACAGUUGGAGUACGCCAUCAAUGACUUCGAGAAGAAGCACGUGUUAGAGAACUAUCAGAUCAAAAGUGAACAGUUGGAGCAAUUGGAUGAAGCCGUCAAACAACUGGAAAGGGAUCGCAAAGUAUACGGACAACAAACAAAUGAUAUCCAGAACCAAAUGGGAAAUAUAGACUUGCGAUCCGUUAAAGAAUUUAUUCUUCAAAAGAGAUUAUCGGACGACUCGCUCACUCCAGACGAAGAAAAGCUCAUCGAUUCACUCAAUCGACUCGAAGUGGUAGAGAAAGAGUUAGAGACCACUUCACAGCAACAAAAUAAUAUAAAACUAGAAGUGCAACAGUCUGUGGCUGAGGGCGAGAAACUGCAACUCUAUUACCAGAAAAGGGAUGAACUUUUAGAUGCCAUAUUUGAAGGCCAGUACGCCAGUGACAUUGAGAACCAAUUAGAAAAAGAGUUGGACUGGUUGUUGGAGCAGAAGCACCACGUAGACCAGGCUCACUUCAGGUGGAAACAGGCCAAGACUCUGGUCAAACAGGCCAAUGUCCAGUUGGGUCGGGGACUUCAAAAGUGGAAGGAAUUACUCGACAUUCCUGUCCAAGAGAACGAACAAAGAUAUCAUUGUGUGGCUGACGCCAGAGAUAACCUGGUGAUGGCGAGUCAGAACAUUCAGGGGGCCCAACGAUACCUGCCCAACAUAAGUCUGCCCUACUGUGCCCCCGACGAGGUCGAGACCCUCAACAAAGCCAUUUCUUACAUCUUCACGGAUAUGCAAACCCCCGAACGACACACCCAUGCGUUGAACUGUUAUCAAACCACAUACAAAAGAGCCGGUGCUCUACGCCAGUGGUUGGAACAGGUCCUCAACUCAACCAUCGCUAAGGAUUUACACGAAUUGACUGAAGAAUGUAAGGCCAGGGCUUCGGAAUUACGGGCGGAAAGGAUUCGACUCAUAAGGAAACGGAUCAAAGAGAUGACCGGAAAUGAUGUCAAUUACGAAGAAGAGGCGCCCUUUGAGUUCAGAGACAGUGGUGUCGACAGCGAACUCGACGACUCGGCCGCCGCUGACGAACAAAUCGCUCAGAUAUUCGAGUCGGGAAACAGCGAAAGGAAAGGCGGGGCGAAGUCACUGACACCCGACCCCACGCGGAUGCCACUCCUGCCGAUGCCAACACCCCUUCCGACGUCAGACUUAGCGCCCAUUCCCUCAGACGGAGAAAUAUUCGACUUAGCGCCCAUUCCCUCAGACGGAGAAAUAUUCGGCAAGAUCGAGCAAAUCCGAAGUCAACACCGCCGAGAGAUCCAGGAGUUCCAGAGGGCGCAGCGUCUGAAUCAGGUGCGGAUGAGUCAGGGA